AGAGAGAGAGAGAGAGAGACUGAAAGAUACCUAGUGGAGAUGUAAGUCGCUGCUGAAGAUUCGCAACAACAAGCAAGUGCUUUAGCGCACCUCCCCCUCCCACUGCGCUCGUUUAGAGAGAGGAAAAAAAAACAUAAAACAUGUUUCUCCUUUGCUUGAGAUACACAGUGAUGUGAAUAUCUGCGUGCUGUUGGAAACAGAGCUCCGAGACUGCUUAAAACAGAAAGAAUAGCGGAAACAAGAAUUCCUCGCGUGCUUGCAGGAGUCGGACGCUUAAGCGAUCACACGGCUGCAGUCAUGGAGUUCCCAAAUGAUUCCAUCGGCUUUGCUGACCCCAGACACUUCCAUCUCUACAACGAGUCCCUGUUCCAGAACAACUUCAGCGCCUUCAACGAGACUGACAGCUUCUUCCCAAGGGGCGUCAAGAUCACUAUAGCAGUGGUCUACAUGAUCGUCUGUGUGGUGGGGCUGGUGGGAAACUGCUUGGUCAUGUACGUCAUCAUCAGAUAUACCAAGAUGAAGACAGCUACCAACAUCUAUAUAUUUAACCUGGCACUGGCUGAUGCGCUGGUUUUGGCUACGCUGCCCUUCCAGGGCACGGAUGUGUUUCUUGGUUUCUGGCCUUUUGGCAAUGCCCUGUGCAAGGCGGUGGUCUCCAUCGACUACUAUAACAUGUUCACCAGUGUGUUCACCUUGACCGUGAUGAGCAUGGAUCGAUACGUGGCCGUGUGCCACCCGGUGAAAGCACUGGACAUGCGGACACCCCACAAGGCCAAAGUGGUCAAUAUCUGCGUGUGGGUCUUGGCUUCAGCCAUAGGGGUCCCAGCUAUGGUACUUGGAGACGUGGAAAAUGACAACGGCAUUGAGUGCAUCCUGGUUCUCCCGGAUCCUCGCAGUUAUUGGGACCCAGUGUUCGGGACAUGCGUUUUCCUGCUCUCCUUCCUGGUUCCUGUGGCGAUCAUCAGCGUGUGCUACAGCCUCAUGGUGAAGCGCCUCCGUAGCGUCCGAAUCCUGUCGGGCUCCAAAGAGAAAGAUCGCAACCUUCGGCGUAUCACGCGCAUGGUUCUGGUGGUAGUCGCGGCCUUCGUCGUGUGUUGGACGCCCAUCCAGAUCAUGGCCCUGGCGCAGUCGCUGGGCUUCAACCUGGGCAGCGUCCAGACCGUGGUGUUCAUGCACUUCUGCAUCGCCCUGGGCUACGUCAACAGCAGCCUGAACCCCGUCCUCUAUGCGUUCCUCGACGAAAACUUCAAACGCUGCUUCCGUGAGUUCUGCCAUCCUUCACCGUUCGGCCUCGACACACAGCAGUCGGGCCGCAUGCGCAACAUCGCACGUGAGGUGGCCUACAACUGCAAGACUGCAGACGGGAACAGUAACCCCGCAUGACUAGGCGUGGAGCUGCCCCUGGUCAGCCCUGAGCCUCAACCUAAUCCAGGGACAGGAAACUCAAACUCUGAGUUGACUCAGAUCACAACACUCUAGCACCACAGUCACCUCCGCCAGGUGGGCGGGGGAAAGGGUUGGGCUAGGAGUGAGGGCGGAGUCAAGAUAAAUGACACGCCCUUUUAGGGACAAAGGGGCUCACUUUAGUGUCUUAAAUGGUUUUGGAUGUUCUUGUCCACGGUUUUGUUCUUAUUUGAGAAUUAUUACACUUUGUUGUUCAGUGUUGCAGCCUUGUACAGAUGCUUUUUUGUCUCUCUUUACAACAAUCAAUGUUUUUCUUGAAAUUUGAGACUGUAGAAUUUCAUGGCCUUAAACAUACAUCUGAACCUAUGAAUUAAGUGUAUCAGUCCUCUUUGUGGUAUUGCCAAGUGUUGGACUGUACUAUAUACACUAUUAAGUAUUUAUAGUGUAUAAACAGUAUAUAGUAAAUGGACUGUACUAUGUAUUAUGUAACUAUAUACAGUUAUGACACUGAAUCUUAAACUACAGAGACUUGUAAAGCCUGAUUGUUAUAAAAAAUGAUAUUUUUUCUUGGUCUGACUGUACAAUAAGCAAAAAUAUUUUAUAUACAUGUAUGUUUGGUAGCACAGACUAAAGCUUAAAAAAUACUUGUAAAGAAAUGAAAAGGUAUUGCAAAACAUUUGCUGUAGUGUUAUAUAUGUGCAUAAAAUGAAGUUAAUCAUAUUCGAGGCUUUGCAUUGUUGAAGACGUCAGUCAGCAUUACCUCGAAUUUUUUCUCGAAUGUUUCCGCUUCGCUCUGUAUCUUGCUUUGCUAUUACAUAAUGGAUUCUUCUCGUUGAGACAGACAACAAAGAGCCAGCAUUGUCAUGGGUUUACAUCACAGACCACUGAAUGUGAAAAAGACUAUAUAUAUAAAUUAAAUAUAUAUAUAUAUAUAUAUAUAUAUAUAUAUAUAUAUAUAUAUAUAUAUAUAGAAAGUGUCAGUGAAGUAUAGAUAUAUUGUACACCUAAUGCUUAUUCCUGUAAACUUUAACUUGAUAUUGUGAUUGAUUGAUUGUUUGUUUACUUGCUGCUUUGAUUGGCUAAUCAUCUACCUGUACUUGCAUAUUUAUUGACUGGUGGGACCAUAUUCUGAUGGACUGAAAUUAAAUGCCAGCUAGUGCUAUGGACGUUUACACAGCCUAUAUGGGAAAUCCUUUUCUCUUCUACACGCUUAUUAAAGAGCAGUUAUUAAAAUGCAUUUCUAUGGCUGCAAGGCACUGCUUAUGAUUAAAAACUCCUACAGCAUGUUAUUGUGAAAGAUCCCAAUGAUAUAUCUCAGAAUAACAAGCUGAUAAUGUUGAUUUCAGUUGCACUAAAAACUAAGUGAACCCUUGGGUAUCUGUAUAAAUUGGGCUUGGUGGGUCAAACAAAGUCAGUCAGGUAAAGUAAAUAAAUAAAUAAGCUUAUAGUUUUUUAUAAGCUUUUUGGUAGCAUACUGUAAACUUACACAGUGCAGGGUGGAUUUAAUAACAGUUUGACCCACCUUUAGUGACAAUAACCUCCACAAACAUUUCAAUUCAACUGCGGAUCAGGCCUGCACAACAGUUGGGAGGAAUUUUGCACUGCUCCACUUUUCAGGUCAGCAAUAUUCUUGGGAAGCCUGGUGGCUCUCUUGAGGUCAUGCCGAAACAUCUCACUCGAAUUGAGGUCAGAACUCUGACUGAGCCACAUCAGGAGGCGUAUUUUCUUCUGUUGAAGCUAUUCUGCUGUUGAUUUGCUCCUGUGGUUUGGGUCGUUGUUCUGUUGCAUCACCCAAGUUCUCUUGAGAUUCAAAUAGAGGACAGAUGGGCUUGUAUUCUCCUGAUAAACUGGGAAUUCAUUAAUUAAUUUUGUCAAUGAUAACAAGCUGUCCGGGCUCCAAACCUAGUGAUUUACACUUUUUUUCCCACUCUGCACUUUGAACAUUUACACAGCGGGUUCAAUAAAUACAUGAAACUGUA
This is a messenger RNA of Puntigrus tetrazona (Sumatra barb), 3383 nucleotides long. RefSeq names its product opiate receptor-like 1 (gene oprl1). NCBI's taxonomy places the organism in Eukaryota, Metazoa, Chordata, Actinopteri, Cypriniformes, Cyprinidae. The transcript is spliced from 4 exons. Gene Ontology annotation, molecular function: neuropeptide binding; nociceptin receptor activity. Gene Ontology annotation, biological process: neuropeptide signaling pathway; sensory perception of pain. Gene Ontology annotation, cellular component: membrane; neuron projection. The record is from RefSeq and is a predicted model, not a curated record. The coding region runs from base 298 to 1383 and encodes 361 amino acids.